Pelodiscus sinensis (Chinese soft-shelled turtle) is the source of this 4671-nucleotide messenger RNA. RefSeq names its product sodium/potassium transporting ATPase interacting 2 (gene NKAIN2). The record is from RefSeq and is a predicted model, not a curated record. Lineage: Eukaryota; Metazoa; Chordata; Testudines; Trionychidae. Gene Ontology annotation, biological process: regulation of sodium ion transport.
AGCAGGCAAAAGCCCCCGGAGCCCCGCGCAGGUUUGCCUGGCCUCUCCCGCAAUCUGAUUGGAUCAAGUCGGGCUCUACGUGGCGAGGGGGUCUUGGAAACCAUGGGUUAUUGCAGCGGCAGGUGCACGCUGAUCUUUGUCUGUGGCAUGCAACUGGUGCAACAUUUCUGCAUUCCUUUCAACUGUUGCUCAAGGUCCAUGCACCCUAUGAGAUGGACAGAUCAUGGAGGGUCAGCACCUAACUGUUCAGGGGCUACUCAGGUUUGUGUGCUGGAGAGGCAGAUAUUUGACUUCCUUGGGUAUCAGUGGGCACCAAUCCUGGCAAAUUUUGUGCACAUUAUUAUAGUCAUACUUGGCUUAUUUGGAACCAUCCAGUAUAGACCUCGCUACCUAACAGGAUAUGCUGUAUGGCUAGUCUUCUGGGUCACAUGGAAUGUGUUUGUUAUUUGCUUCUACUUGGAGGCUGGGGACCUUUCAAAGGAAACGGAUCUUAUCCUGACCUUCAAUAUCUCAAUGCACCGUUCUUGGUGGAUGGAGAAUGGCCCAGGCUGUACAGUGACAUCUGUGACACCAGCCCCAGAUUGGGCACCAGAGGAUCAUCGUUACAUCACUGUCUCAGGGUGUUUGCUUGAAUAUCAGUAUAUAGAAGUGGCUCACAGCUCCCUUCAGAUCUUCCUUGCACUGGGAGGGUUCAUCUAUGCCUGUUAUGUUGUGAAAUGUAUUACCGAAGAAGAAGACAGCUUUGACUUCAUAGGUGGAUUUGACUCUUACGGCUAUCAAGGCCCACAGAAGACAUCUCAUUUACAGCUACAGCCCAUGUAUAUGCUCAGCACUGAACUAGAGGAAAGAGCACCACCUAUUGAAUCAGCAACACCACUUCCAACAGCAUUGAGCUCUUCCUUGGAGGUCCCCUAUCCAUCCCAGUGCUGCUUAGUUUCUGAAAUCUUCCAGGAUCACAGCACAAGGCGGUCAAAGUGAACACGGUGACUUCUGUGUGGGGCUGAAAGACCUUUCAAAAAACUUGUUUCAGGAUGGCCCCAUGUGUUCUACAAACAGAAAAAAAAACCCACCAACCUUUGUGUUUUAAAAAAUGAGCAUACACAGAGACAGAGAAACAAAAGGUGCAUUCGACCUCUCUUUCCAACAAGUACAGGCAGAGAUGUACAUUACCCCCUUCCUGGAUUUCCUGAAUACACAAAAACAACUGCCAGACCUUUGGAAGGUUCAAAAGGAGAAGCAUUAGUGCCAUCUGCUGGCUAUUACGUGUGUUUACUACCUUCAUUCUUUUUAAUUGAGUUAUGAAAUUAUUUCAUCUAAUUGAGUUCUUUCUGGGACCACUUCAAGUAGCACCACGUCUCCUUAGUCAUUACAAUAUUUAAAAAAAUACCAUGAUGACCUUGUAACAGAAGCCAAUAGACAGCAAGUUGUUUGCCCUAAAGGCUGUACAGUACAUACUUGCCUUAACCCAACUAAAUUGCACAUCAGAGAAACUCAGUGCAGGCUUACUGAAGCGACUUCCUUUAGAUUCAACAUGCUGCUCUUAACUCUGAAAGAUUGUGUGUGUGUGUGUGUGUGUGUGUGUGUGUGUGUGUGUGUGUGUGUGUGUGUGUGUGUCAGGGGAAUAGGCUCUGUUGCUCAGCAGCACCAGAGCGACCGUGUAUGAAAACUGCCAGCUGUCAGAGAAGUGCUUUACUAAUGAGCCUUCACAGUGGUCAAGAAAACAAACAAUUUAUAACGCUCUAAAAAAAAACCAAAUAGAGCUCUGGGGUUGGGAAAGGGGCAAAGGGAAUCCCUCAUUAAACCAAUAACUGAACCUUUCAGAAAUAAACACCAGAAACAGUGUUUCGUAACCCCACUGGUUUUAUUUAUUACACUGUAGGUGCUUUUAUAACUACUCUAAAUAUACCUUUUAUUAACUAAAGAGACAUCUGCAGAUUUCUAUCAACAGAGGCCAGCUGAAUAUGUAUUAGCUACGUUUACUCUUUUAUAUCUAAUUUCAGUUGAAAACCCUGUAAGUAAGCAUUCUUUUUUCUAAUUGCACCAGAAGGGAGUUAACUUUUUUUUUUUUUUUGGAUGGUUGGUGUAGAGUAGAGAGAGACUAGCUGCAUUGGUGAAAUAUUGGAGACCUUUUUGUGGUAUAUUUGGGGAUAUGUUGUGUGUUAGAAUGUGUAUUUUAUCUUCCUGUAUUAUUGUGGCUGAAAAAAAACCUGUGCUGUUAUGUAGUUGGCAACAAGAUGCCUUUGGGGAUUUUACUUAGUAGGUCAAUGUGCUUAUGACAUAUUCUGAACUCAUAGGAACGUUUGUUUUAUUCUGAAUUUGAUCUGUAUUUUCAAGCACUUAGGCAGCUUUCAUUAGGAAAAAAAAUAUUUUGCUCAGGCUUUUCAAGAACUUGAACUGUCAUUCUUUCUUUGCUCAGAAUCUGCACAGACAAAUACAUAUGCCUGCCACAUACACCUGAAAGCCACCUGUCCUUGAGGCAUGAGGGUUCAGUGCUUGGAAAGGUACAAGUCAUCACAAAGUUACUCUUGUCUUAGUUUGACAAACCUUCACAGUCUCUGUGGUUUAUAGGUUCUGUUGCCCUGAGCACUAACUCUACUUAUCCAUUAUUAUAGAAAUUGGCACCCUUUGCUGUGUAUGCAUGGAUGUAACAUGUCACAAACAAUAAAUCUGGAUAAUGACAGUGUGGCAAGUAUUUCCCACUGAAAAUAAGAUAUAAGACAGGCUUAGGAACUAUAUUUACAUUAAUUCUGUAAGAUUUUCUCUAUAUGUGUGUGUGUGUGUAUGUGUGCAUGUAUGUAUGUAUAUAUAAUACACACCUACAUAUAUUGAGGGAAGCUGUAUAACAUUUUGGCUUGAACAUGGGGCUAAGAGCCAGGAUUUCCUGAUUUUUAAUCCCGGUUUCUGACAAGCCAUGUGACUACAGACAAGUCACUUAGGCCCUGGACCAGCAAACCACUUUAAAUGCUUAAUGUCUUUUGCUAAAUUGGGGUCUUCAAAAAUUUUCCUAUGUGGGUAACUAAGUUUAGACUCCUAAUCUAUAUUUAGUAGAGCUGGCUAGAAACUGGAAUUGCCCAUUCUAUGAAAAAUUCUUACAGCUCAAACUCUUUUUCAUUAUGACUCAGAAAAAAAAAAGCUGAAAUUUCUGACAAAUAUCUGACAAAUUUUGAGUUGGGCCAAUUGAAACAUGUUGUUCCUGUUGAACCAUUUUGUUUUGAUCAUGCUGAUUUAUUUCAUAUUAACUUUUAUAUUAGAUUUUAAAUGUUUACAAAUGCAGAUAAAUUAAAUAUAAAAGUCCAGAUUAAAUUAAUCAAAAUGUAUAAAAUAAUGAAAAAGUCAAAAACAAUUCAUUUUCACUUCUUCCCAUCAAAAAUACUGUUCCAGUGAAACAUUUUGAAUUAAACACAACUGCAUUUUUCAUUUACAUUUUUUUUUACCAGCUCCAGUAUGUAAGCACCUAAAUUGUGGCUUAUUUUCAAGGAUAAUGAGCAGUCAUGCCUUGCAUUGACAUUCCAUUCACAUUGAAUGGGAGCUAUAUUUGCUCUGCUCCUUUGAAAGUUAAACAGUUUAUUUAGGUGCCUCAGCAUGGAUUUAGGGCCCUAACUUUAGGUACCCAAGUUAGAAAAUUUGUCCUUAACAUCACUCUGUUUCAGUUUCCCCAACUAUAAAAUGGGAAUAAUAAUAACUACCUCACACAGUGGUUGUGAGGAUUAAUUAAUGUUUGUGCAGUGCUUAGAAUUACUAUGUAAGUGCUAAGUAUUAAAAAUAAUGUGUGUAUAUUUAUAUAUUGCAUAUGUACACACAUAUGUAUACAUACACUCAAAUAUAUAAAGAUAUAUACACAUAUAUAUAGUAGGCAUUCAUAUUCCUGAUUAAGUUGCAGUUAAAGCACUAGUAUUUCAGGACUGUUGACUACUACACUAAAGGAUGAUGUCUUGGAAGCAGUUUGGAGCACAGUAGUGUGAAAAUAUCUGGAAUGACAUUUUUGAUUUGUACAGCUGUAUCCGCCUCAAAAUCCAGUAAAGAAUGUUAUUUUUCUAGGCUGGGUUUUUGUUAUAAAGCUAAAUAUUCAGAAGGCAAGAGUUACAAUCCAAAUGUGUCUUUUUUUUUCCUUUUUGCGUUUGUUAAUUCUGAAUGUAUUUUUAACAAAAGUGAUUUUUUUUACUUACUAGUGUAAUUUGCAUUAAAAAAUAAAUGAAAAAAAUAUAUAGGCUUCCAAGCUAUUCAUGGCCCAUCUGGUGCUAUUCACAAUUUGCAAGAAACUUAGAAUUACAGUUCCUGGCCGACAACAAUCCAGCAUGAGGACUCCUUUUAAAUUUACAAGAUGCCGCAUGAAUGUGUCAGUGCUGAAAAGAAAUUGCCAGGUCAUGACAUCAUUUUAACUGAGUCAUAGGUAACACGUAUUUUCAUUAUCUACUGACACUAAAAGGAUCCUUUUACAAGGCUCACUGCAACAGAUGCAUUGUCAUUUAGAAAAUGUCUUUUUAUUUUGUCUACUCAUCAGGAAUGUUAAGUCUGUGACAGGUUUACAGUUGCCAACAGUGCUAAGUACUGUAUUAAGUAAUCCUUGCUAAGAGGGAGCUAUGUAAUAUGGAUUUUUCCACUGCAGUUCAUUUAUUAAAAUGCUGCUUCAUUGCCCAUACAGUGCAAUAACACAAUAAAAUGAAAACCUGA